AUGCUUCGUAACAAAAUUUUAGUCACCGGCCAUCCCAAUGCGGGAACGCUUGAAUUUGUCAAAGGCAUUCUCACCACCACCCAAAGCGAGUUCCGCGAUGCCGACGUACAAAAGGCAAUCCAAGAUGCCGACAACACCAUUACAGGCAUCAGCAUUCCUUGGACGAUUAACACAAAGUAUUACGUUGCAGACGUGGCUUUUUGGUUGGAUGAGAUUCCUGUUGAAAACAUAAAAGAGACCGCGCAGGCCUAUGCCGAAGAAAGCAACGAGGUGGCACGAGUCGUGGAUGCCUUUGUUUUUGUUUUUCAAAGCAGCAAGUCAGAAAGUUUUCAUGAUAUUCGGCACUGGCUUCCUUUUCUUGAAGCGUGUGAUCCCGCCAUUCGUUUAUGCAUCGAUACAAGCUCACCGAGUGCAACCCCAGAUACCAAUUUCGAAGACUGGUGCCUAGAGCACCAAUUUGAAUACAUCAAUAUGCAUGAUACGACGGAAAUCGAUCUGGAUAAGGCAGGGCUGGACUUGGCCGUGGAUGUGUUACAAACGAAUAUGUGGGAUGGACUGAUAAGGAAACACAACGAAGCAAAACCGGCUGGUCCACAGGGAAAUAUCGGGAGUCUCCAGGACGAGGAAACCAUCGAAUUACUGAAAGAAUUGCAAUCGCUGAAGUUGCAACACGAAAAAGACCAAGAAGGCAAUGAAAAAUUUUCGUCUGAAUUAGAUGAUCCAGCCAAAGACGACAUCGAUGAUGAUGACGACCUGGAAUUGCCCAGUGCAGCGGAUAUUGAGAGAAUGCAGCAACAGUUGUUUGGUGGUAUUGAAGAGGAGGACGGGCUAGAUAAGACGUUUGAACUGAUGAAAGCUAUGCGUGAACAAAGCCAAAAUUUACCUGAUGAGGAAAGGCGGAAACUGGCCGCCCAAGUUGCCCUUUCGUUUGCUGCGCAACUGGGCAUUUAA
Messenger RNA from Radiomyces spectabilis, 951 nucleotides. RefSeq lists its product as uncharacterized. Bases 1 to 951 code for a protein of 316 amino acids. The record is from RefSeq and is a predicted model, not a curated record. NCBI's taxonomy places the organism in Eukaryota, Fungi, Mucoromycota, Mucoromycetes, Mucorales, Radiomycetaceae. The transcript has 6 exons.